Molecule: messenger RNA, 1352 nt
Organism: Colletes gigas
Lineage: Eukaryota; Metazoa; Arthropoda; Insecta; Hymenoptera; Colletidae
Gene: Dh31
Product: diuretic hormone class 2
Exons: 4
Coding region: 102-437 (111 amino acids)
Biological process (GO): body fluid secretion
Molecular function (GO): G protein-coupled receptor binding; diuretic hormone activity
Source: RefSeq, a predicted model, not a curated record
UCGUCGAGAAAACUAGCCUGUCCGAAGGAAGUCUUCCUUGUCCGUUACGUUAUCAAUCAUCGUCCACACAGAGACGAUUCGCGAGUCGAGAUCAGAAAAAGAUGCUCUCAAGGAUGCAGCAAGGGAUCGUAUCGUACUGUAUGUUUCUGGUGGUCGUCGGUCUUUUCGUAUCGUCGACGCCCUCGACGGACGCCGCGCCUCAACAGAGCUACUGGAGCCAGCUCGAGGAAGAGGACCCGGAAGCGCUAAUGGAGAUAAUCGCUCGACUCGGUCACACGAUGAUGCGCAACUCGGAAGUCGAGAACAACAAACGAGGCUUGGAUCUGGGCUUGAGCCGCGGAUUCAGCGGAUCGCAAGCGGCGAAACAUUUGAUGGGAUUGGCGGCAGCUAAUUACGCCGGUGGACCAGGACGACGACGCCGUUCCGAACAACCGUAGAGUUAAAGGCAUUCCCAUUAGCUAGAUCGCACGCAUCUCCCGACCUCGAGCUCGAUCUUCGUCAAUGUCCAUUCGCGUUCGUUCGUACCUUUGUUCGCGACACGCUAAUUGGUUCUUUUCUGCCCGCGCGAAUUACACUCGCAUACUUUCCACGUUCUCGCGCCCAUUCCGCUCCUAUAUCUCGUGUCCGGGGCAAACUCCGCAUGCGAAUAAAGCGUCCAUUUUCGGGCCAGCCUGCGCGCCUGCCAAACAAACGUUCCUGUUACGUCUUCGACUACCGAUUAGUAUACCGUAACCAUGAGCUCGUUACCGUUCUCGUCGAAAUCCCCUUCGACCAUUACUUUUGCACCCCUUUUGCUGAAUUUCAACGCCACCCCCCGCGUUCUCCGCGUGUGCGUGCGUGCGCAUGCAAGAAUGAGGCGCAGGGCUUGGAUGGGAUCAAACAACGUUGGCGCGAUAUGAUAAUUGUAGAUUCGAUUGCGUUUUAGGUGUACGUUAUCUCUUUGAAAGUCGACGCGUUUUACCAUUUUCUUGAUCGAUCGUUGCAACUUGAUUUUUUUUCUACUGCGAAGAGGAUUAUUAUAGGAAUGUUUCGUUGUGCGAAUAGAACAGUUCGUCCGUGGCCAUCGCCGCGCCGAGUACUAAUCGUUUGUUCUCGAUUAUUCUUUCGUACCGAGUCGUCCUCGAACGCAUACACGCGUGUCGACACCUGCAUAACCUGGUACACGUAUAUUCGGAAUUAGCGAGAAUACGAGCAACGAACGUCCACGUUUUCAUCUCGAACGAACGAACAAACAAACGAGCACGGUACUAACGAUGGUUACGGUUAAUUGAAAGGCACAAGUUACGCUACACGCGGUCUAUGCAUUACAAUACAACUCUGUCUACAGUACCUUCAACUGAUUGCGAAUAAAC